AUGAAAGAACUAGAUGUAGAAAGGCAAAUUUUUCAAAAUGAAACCAGAAAAUGUAGAAUAAAAAAAUGCUUAUCCAUCGGUACAUUAAUAGUCGUCAUAAUUUUAGUAGCGUCUAUCAUAUCAACUCUAAUAUUUUUUGGUGUGAAAGGCCCAAAAAGUAAAAAAUAUGAUAAAAUAAUACCUCUUCAACUCCCGUUAGUGGAACGAAUAAAUGUAAUAGAACAACCGAGUGUAGUUAUAAAAGCAGAUUCUCCGAAAGAUUUUGAAGUGCCGCCUCCAGUGGUUCCAAAGCUUCACGUGGACCCCGACCCAGACCCUAAGAUAGUGCCAGAAGUUAAGAGAAUUUUGAAGGCAAACCCAGUGGAAGUCAUGAAAAAGGAAAGUAUAAUGACUCACUUUGUUGAAAUUGCAAGAAACAAAAAGGUGGAAAUUAUCGAAGGAGAUUUUGAAACAUGUGCAGCAGGAAAUUGUGGUACCCACGACGGAGAGUUCGUGCACGAAUGGAAGCUUAAGGCGGUGUCGGAGGAUUUAAAAGUUCAGUCUCCCACUGAGCUAGAAGAUGAAUUUGAUAAAAUAAUCAAAUACGACAGGCACAAUCUCCAGUACGGAAAAUACUACUCGGAUGUAUUGACGUAUAACCAAACGUUCAAAAUAUUCAAAAAAAAUAUAGAGAUAGUAGAGACCCAUAACAAAAACCCGAAAAGACUAUACGAUAUGAAGCUAAACAUGUUCGCAGCGUAUGCAGAAGACUUUGGGGAUAUGACGUAUUAUCCAAUUAAGAAUCCGCUUUUUACAGUACCGAAGACCGCAGGGGUUAUCGAAGAUUUUGAUCAAGUAAUAGAUGUAGACUGGAGAAAAAAGGAUGCAGUUACAGACGUUAUAGCUCAAGGAGGAUGCGGAUCAUGCUGGGCAAUAGCGGCAACAGACAUGUUCAACUCGUUCAUGAUGAUUAAAAAGGGCAGCCAGUUUGAAAUGAGUUACCAACAAGUGUUGGACUGCACAGACAGAAGCUUCACAUGCCAAAGAGGAGGAAACCACGGGAAAGCUCUAGAAUAUAUUAAAAAAAACAAAAUCUGUCUGAACUCAGAAAAGGAAUAUAAAGGACAUAUGGACACCUGCGAUGUAAGAGAUUGUAAAUUGAGUAGCGAAAUCGAGAAAAUCAAGAGAAUGAACCACGACGAAUCUUUGGAAUAUCUGAAAGAGAAGGGACCGUUCCUAACGUCCUUUGAAACGAACACAAGUUUCCUGCUGUACGACGACGGAAUAUAUGACGGAAGCUGCGAAAACGGAAGAGGACACUCAAUCGUUGUGGUAGGCCACGGUCACGACACAAAGAAGAAGGUGGACUACUGGAUCGUUAAGAACUCUUGGGGCAAGGACUGGGGAGAGGAUGGGUAUUUCAGAAUUAUUGACUCUUCUAAAAUGGAUGGUAAUGUGAAAAGAUAUCAUUGUGAUUUCACAUUGCAAAGUUACGGAUGGAUUAGAUCCAAAAGUAAAAAUGGAAAAAAUAAUGAGUAUUAA
Messenger RNA from Theileria orientalis strain Shintoku, 1521 nucleotides. RefSeq lists its product as uncharacterized. Gene Ontology annotation, cellular component: lysosome. Gene Ontology annotation, molecular function: cysteine-type endopeptidase activity. The record is from RefSeq and is a predicted model, not a curated record. The transcript is spliced from 3 exons. Lineage: Eukaryota; Apicomplexa; Aconoidasida; Piroplasmida; Theileriidae. The coding region runs from base 1 to 1521 and encodes 506 amino acids.